CCUGUGUGAUUUCCCUCACCUGUCCUCGGCUGCCUCACUCCACCUGCACCUCAUCCCCUCGUCAGUGUGUCUGUACUGUCUUUGUGCUCCCUCUUGUCUUGUCAGUGUUAUUCUAGCGUUUCUCCAUUUGUCCUCAUGGAAAUCACACUCGCAGGCCUGUUGGGACACGACCAGAACUGGACUCCCCGAGGGCCUAAACAAAAGCAGAUGUAGUGUAUUAUAAAGCCUCGGAGUAAAGACCCAGCCUCCACACACCGCGAGGAAACUAUCCAAGAGGCUACAAACUCUGAGGAAAUGGAAUUCGGGGCUUUGCUUCUGCUGACCCUCCUGGGACUCUCGUUUGGGGAGCCAGGCUUUGUACAGAGAGAUUACAUGAAUACCUUAGAGUGGCUGAGAGCUAAAGUGGAAUUCAUAAACAGCUUGGAGGACAAACUGAAAAAUGUUGAGGGAUGGCAGGGCGACGUGGAUGCUCUGGAGGCCAGGCUCAACGCCACCGUGGACGAGCUGACGAGACAGAAAUCUGAAGUGGACAGACUGAGCAAGGAGAAUCAAGACCUGAGAACGAGACUGAAUGCCACAGAGGAGGAGAUUGAUAAGCUGAAACAGAGCAGCGCUAAAGAUGCUCCUCCAAUCGCGUUCUCGGCCAGUUUGUCAAACUCCGGGGAGAUUUACACUGGACCCUGCACAGACAAGACUCUGGUUUUCAAAAGGAUCCUCUCAAACACUGGUGGUUAUGACCACAAUACAGGAGUCUUCACAGCUCCGGUGAACGGUCUGUAUUACUUCACCUUCAGCACCUAUGGCUACAACACUCACGUAGCGGGGGCCAUUCUGAUGAAAAACGGCGUCCGUCAAAUUUCGACCUAUGACAACAUUUCGGCUGAUGGCUCGGACAUUGGCAGUAACUCCGUUGUCCUGCAGUUGGCUGCUGGUGACAAGGUGCACAUGGAGCUGUGGGAUAACGGCAGAGUGUAUGACAACUGGAAUGGACACACGACCUUCAGUGGCUUUCUUGUCUUCCCAGCAUAAAUGAUGAUGAACAACAUGUGUUUCUACGCAGAGGAAAAACUGCUUAUGCAGUUAUAGUGUGAAAUCCAGUUUUUACAAGUCUGUGUAGCCAUGGCUCACAUUACCUUCUCUGUUUUCUAACGAUUAUAUACAAAUCUCAUGCAAAUUUACAGCAAAAUGUCAAUGAAAAAUCUCAAAAACCUGAUGCAUGUUUUUAAUUUUCAAGUAGAUUUUAUUGCAUGAGCCUUCUCCAUGACAAUAAAUGCAAAAUAGUUAACUCA
This is a messenger RNA of Acanthopagrus latus (yellowfin seabream), 1289 nucleotides long. RefSeq names its product cerebellin-3-like. The record is from RefSeq and is a predicted model, not a curated record. The coding region runs from base 295 to 1029 and encodes 244 amino acids. Lineage: Eukaryota; Metazoa; Chordata; Actinopteri; Spariformes; Sparidae. Gene Ontology annotation, molecular function: protein binding. The transcript is spliced from 5 exons.